AUGUCGCUUAACGGCUACCUUUUUACCACAAUUGGUGCAAAAGUGACUGAUAUGGCAUUUCCACUUGGCAGCGUAGGGUGCUACUACGCCUCCAACGGUCGUAAAGAAGAGCCCGGUCGCGGCAAUACUGAACGAAUAUGUUUUCAACUCGUCGCCGACAGAACGGGCAGUCCACAAAAUCUGCCUGAUCUCCUAACAGAUGAAGUGGUGUGA
Messenger RNA from Clonostachys byssicola, 213 nucleotides. NCBI's taxonomy places the organism in Eukaryota, Fungi, Ascomycota, Sordariomycetes, Hypocreales, Bionectriaceae. The record is from the annotation of a GenBank genome assembly.